UAUCAUAGCGUUAUGUUCUCAUUGAUAUGGUUCGAAGUAACACAAAUUUUACCUGCAGAUAAGAGUUGGGCAAAUUGUGCAAACUAGCCGGAUCACAAGUAGUGCAAUAGUCAUCGUGAAUCGACAUGCAUUCUUCUUUAAUAAUCGUGAUCUUUUGCUGCUGCUUUGGAAGACUAGUGGAAGCUUCUGAGAGGUGCGAUUCUAGCCUCAGCUGUUACAGCGGUACAUAUUGCUGUAUAGACACUAACUACCUACGUACUAGCUACAAAUGCUGUCCUAGCGCGACAUCCGCCCCAGAAUACUCGAGUACUGGAGGAAUAGCAGGCGGAGUCGUCGGUACGAUCUCAUUUAUCAUCUUUAUCGUCUGCUGCGGCGUUUGCUGUCGUCGUCGUCGUCUUCGUGCGGUCAUAGUGCGAGAAGCCGCUGCGAACCCUAGCAUCACCGUCAUAUCUAACAAUCAACAGAUGGCAAAUAUGAUGCCUCAACCAAUGGCAUACGCCCCGUAUCCCGGGCAACCCGCCCCGUAUGCCGGACAACCUGGUCCGUAUGCCGGACAACCUGGUCCGUAUGCCGGACAACCUGGUCCGUAUCCCGGACAGCCCGCUCCGUAUCCAGGACAACCAGGCGGCUACCCACAAUCCCCGCCUCAAUACGCACCGGCGUAACGCGACUUCAGGUGCGAGCGUGUUGCAAAGUAGACUAUAAUACCAUGUUAUGGCGAUUAGUUUCAGGAGCAAUGUUAGUGGUAUAUCGUGCGCAAUUGUGUAUAUGGUUAAUGUAAUUAUUUAAAUGAGGUUUAUUAUAAAUAAACAUGUGUACUCUCUCAACAGGACAAAUUCAAUAUCAGUAUUGUCAAGAUUAAGUUUCAAGUAAUGUGUAUCAAACGUGUCACUUUCUUGUUGUAGCUUCAAUUUCAUUGCGUUCAUUAAUUGAAAAGUUUCAUCACUUUGGUAACAUUUUCACAACGAGUUUCUAUUAUUCGUUAUACAUUAAUGAACACGUGCUUUAAAAGAUAUCAUGUAAGCGUUUUAAAUAAGUUGUACAGUUAUAUAUCUUUUUUGUAUUAUGCUAUGGUAAAAUCCAAAUUUAAAAAAUCACUCAAUUGUACCGCCUCUUUCUGAUUGGUUGUUCUUCUGUGCGAAAUACAUUUUCGUUUACGUUUCCAAAAAAAGAAUGUGCAUUAUGGUUUUGUAAAUGUACCAUUACUAUAUAAUGUAUAACCGUACAGUUAGUCUGGUACCCGGUUCGUGCCGACAUGACACACCAGUUGGGGUUUUGGAUACUUUCAUUUUCCAUUUGUUGUGUCUGUGUUGCAACAAUUCUUUUUGUAAUUCAGUGUGAUCCAUUUAUAAUUCAAACGCCACAAGCCAGCGAUUAUUAAUACUCCCUCCAAAAUACUGCAUUAUAUGUGAAAGUUGUUUUUACAAUUUCAAGUAGAUAUGGUGUACACAUAUGGUUUUCUUGGUAGUCGUUAUCCUUGAUCAUUGUAUCUGUCAUGCAAGAGCCGUAGUCCAACGUUCCAAGUUUGUAUCGCAUGUUAAACAAUCGUGUACAAGGCCAAAGGUGUAUGUUAUCUAUGCCGACAUCAUAAAACAAUUACAUGGAAAAUAUCCAGCUGAAUAUUAGAACGUUGAUGUCGGUACAGGGACUUCUCUGACAUGUUUAGAUUAAGAUUAAUUUGCAUCAUUAUGAAAUAUUAAAGUCCAGUGUAAGAAAAAAAAAUUGUAUACAGUAAUACAUCAAACGAUGUGAGCGUAAAAUCACUUUCAUGUUGUUAAGAAGAUUGACUGAAGUGAAGAAUUUGUUUAACAGUAAUAGAAAAAGUUAUUUGAAAAAAUGAAGACUAUUUUCACAGAAGGAAACUAAAUGUAUAUGUAUACGCGUAUAUGAAGCUUAUCCCAUUUAUGCCUAGCGUCUAGAAAAAAAGCCCUGGCAAACAACGUAGACCCAGAUGAGACCCCGCAUGAUGCGGCGUCUCAUCAGGGUCUGCGUUGUUUUCUCAAAGGAAUUUCUGUAAUAAAUAUUCCAAAUAUAGAAAUAAAUAUACUAGACAUCCCUAAUUUUGGAAAUAAAUUGAUCCAAUGGAUGGGAGAUUCCACUAGGCAUAAAUGGUAUAACCUUGUGGAAUAGUGAUGAUGCAAGCCAUCGUGGUGUCUUUUUGGACAUUGCCUGACUCCACGAUCAUGUUUUGCAAUAUGAAAUAUGUGUAGUAACUAGAUGAAUAAGUUGCUUUAAACACGAUUGUAUGCUUUCAAAAAUGUCA
This is a messenger RNA of Dreissena polymorpha, 2263 nucleotides long. RefSeq lists its product as uncharacterized. Lineage: Eukaryota; Metazoa; Mollusca; Bivalvia; Myida; Dreissenidae. The record is from RefSeq and is a predicted model, not a curated record. The transcript is spliced from 4 exons. The coding region runs from base 126 to 665 and encodes 179 amino acids.